This is a messenger RNA of Zingiber officinale, 1937 nucleotides long. RefSeq names its product protein GRAVITROPIC IN THE LIGHT 1-like. Gene Ontology annotation, biological process: response to red or far red light; negative gravitropism. The transcript is spliced from 2 exons. Bases 189 to 1637 code for a protein of 482 amino acids. Lineage: Eukaryota; Viridiplantae; Streptophyta; Magnoliopsida; Zingiberales; Zingiberaceae. The record is from RefSeq and is a predicted model, not a curated record.
AAAUAAAAUAAAAUAAUAAAUAAAUAAAAUGGAUAAUAAAAACAUAUCUCAUAUAGUCUUAAUUUACUUAACAUAUUGCAUAAAAAAUAAAUUUUAAAAUAUAUAUAAAAAAUCAUUUAAUAAUAAUAAUAAAGGCAGAGGAAUUGGAGGCUUAGCGUUGUGAUAUUGUUGCAGCUGUAGUAGGGCGGAUGGCCAACAAGGUCACCACCAUCUCCAAUCUGCUUCAACGCGUCGCCUCCUCCUGCCUCGUGCACCGGCUCCCGGGAGGCCACCCGCUCGAUGACUGCAACUGCGGCAGCGAAGAGGAGGAAGUGGAUCGGAGCCAGGUGGAGAAGGCGGUGGCUGAGGAGAAAGAUGAGGCGGGCGAGGAGGAGCAGGGACUUAGGAUCUGGGAAGAGGACGGCGGCCAUCGCGUCGACGCCGCUCCUGAGGAUUCCCAUAAGGUUAGGGUCAGGGAGAUGGAAGCGUUCGUGCACGAGGUGUUCGACGCGGUGUCCGCGGUCAAGCGAGCCUACGUGGGCCUCCAGCAGGCGCACAGCCCGUGGGACUUGGACAAGGUGCGGAAGGCGGACGCGGCGGUGGUGGUAGAGCUCCGCGAGCUGGGGAGGCUCAGGGAUCGAUUCCGCCGGGAAUGCUUCACUCCCCCAGCUACCUCCCAGACGGCUGCGCGGCUGAAGGACUCGGUGGCACCCCACGAGGCGGCGAUCGACGAUAUGAAGCGGCAGCUGAAGGCCAAGGAAUCGGAGGCGGAGAUCCUGAAGGAGAAGCUCCACAAUUCCAUUGCGCUCAGCCACUCGGCAAGCAAAGAGCGUCACCAUUCGAGAAAUUGGCUUGGACACGCAUCCGCCAUCGGGGCACCGGACGCACCUAAGCCCACGCCGGAGCUAUUCGAGAUGUGCAUGGAGCGGGUGAAAUCGGCGUCCAAAUCCUUCACAGCUCACCUCCUCUACCUCAUGUGCUCCGCCCACUGGGACGUCAGCGCUGCCGUCCGAUCCGUGACCCAAGGGGGCAGCGACGCCGCGGAAGACCACGCUCCAUCCAUCCCCAAUUUGGAGCCUCGCCACACCAAGUACGCCCUGGAGUCGUACGUGAAUCGGAAGGUGUUCCACGGGUUCGAGAACGAAACCUUCUAUCUGGAGGGUUCGCUGAGCUCGCUGAUCAAGCCGGCCGAGUUCCGGCGCAACUGCUUCGCGCAGUUCCGGGACAUGUGGGGGAUGGAGCCGGAGCAGCUGCUAGGCAUUCUCCCGGGCUGCCCGUUCGGCCGCUUCGCGGCCGCCAAGUACCUGGCGAUCGUGCACGCCAAGAUGGAGGAAUCUCUGUUCCACGGCGAGUCGGAGCAGCGGCGGCAGGUUAUAGCCGGGGCGCACCCACGGACGGAGUUCUACAGGGAGUUCCUCCGCCUGGCCAAGGCGGUGUGGCUGCUCCACCUGCUUGCCUUCGGGAUGGACCCACCGCCGGCGCACUUUGAGGCGGCGCGGGGGGCGGAGUUCCACCCGCAUUACAUGGAGAGCGUCGCACGGUUCCCUGGCGGGCGGGUUCCGGCUGGGUCUGUCGUGGGAUUCCCGGUUAGCCCCGGGUUCAAGCUGCCGGACGGGUCGGUUGUGCGGACGAGGGUUUACCUCGUUCCAUGUGUUUAACCUCGACUUCUCAUGUGAUGCCCGCCAAUAUGCGGCGGAUGGAUAAGCAGAUCUGAUCCGUCCAUUCCAUCAUUCAAUUUUAAGUGUUUAAUUUUUAUUAUUAUCAUUAUCAACCUCUAGAUCCACUAAUCAGAUCCUCCAUCACACAUGGUGGCAUGUCAGCAGAUUCACAUAUCUAUUUUAGUUUAUAUGUAGCACAAACUAUCGGUAGUGUGCCCUAUUGGCCAGUUAUUUAGAAUUUAGGGCGUCGACAUUCGGCACUGGGGAAGUUGAUUAUUAAUUCUUUCAUUUGAUUAGAAA